This is a messenger RNA of Amblyraja radiata (thorny skate), 1039 nucleotides long. RefSeq names its product low-density lipoprotein receptor class A domain-containing protein 1. The coding region runs from base 160 to 801 and encodes 213 amino acids. The transcript is spliced from 6 exons. Gene Ontology annotation, cellular component: plasma membrane. Lineage: Eukaryota; Metazoa; Chordata; Chondrichthyes; Rajiformes; Rajidae. Gene Ontology annotation, molecular function: protein binding. The record is from RefSeq and is a predicted model, not a curated record.
GACAGAAGAAAUAAGUUCCUUGUCCAAGAGUUGGGUUGCGUUCAACUUGGCCAAGAGUACAAAGUCUGGAAGUCGCUUGCUGCUGCUGCUGCGGUAACUAUCAAAAACUUCGCCUUUCUUCGGUAUUAUAUAUUGGCAAAGCUAAUCAACUAACGCGAAAUGAGUUCAAACAGAAUCUACCCGUCGCGGUUCAAGAGAGGAGAUAUGGCUUCAGUUUCAUCAGAUAUAUAUUCUCAGCUUGGAUCCCAAAUUUCAUUAGCAGAUGAUAAAGAAGGAGUCUGCAGGAACUGCUGUCCCAGGAGAUGCUGCUUAAUCACAUGUAUAAUCUUGCUCAUUCUUGGAGCGCUGGCAGCUGCUUUAACCUGUGCGAUUAUAUUUGGAAUACCACCCAAACAGCCAAUAAUGCGUCAGUGUAAAACCACAUCAGAUUCGGUGGGCUUUCUGUGCGAUGACCGCAGUACCUGCAUCAUUUCCACACAGCUGUGCGAUGGCAAAGUCGACUGCAGCAAUGGUGAAGAUGAAUCAGAAUUGUAUUGCGGAAACCUGCCUGAUAGCCUCCCAAAACAUUUAGUUUUCAUCUGUGGCAACCAGAAGACCUGGAUCUACAUAGAUCAAAAGUGUGAUGGAAAAAAUCACUGUGGGGACUGCUCUGAUGAAUCAGAAUUGCACUGCCCUGCUUGUUCUGGAUGGAAAUGUUCGACUGUAUUCUUCAAUGAUUGCGACUGCAUACCGAAGAGUCGCUGCAAAAACAACAUUCAGAACUGCAGUGAUUGGAGUGAUGAGAAUACCUGUAAUAAUUGACAGCCAAAUAUUUUGGUUACUUUACUAUCUCCACAAUACAAUUGAUCUUAUAUAGAUAUUUUAAUUAACUUUGUGCAUUUGGUGCAUAAUACAAUUGAUUUUAUAUAGAUAUUUUAAUGAACUUUGUUGUCCUUUGAGUUAGCAGAUACAUUUAUUAUAUUGUGAAUCAGCAAGUACAAUUGCAUGCAGAAAAAAAGUCUUAAUUUAUUUCAUAAACAAUAAUAAAUGUUGUCAUUUG